AUGUCGCAAAUCAGCCUAGAUGCCUUCACACCGGCCGAGGUGAUCGAAUUCGUCGGGCGUGCUGGAGUUGCCAAGGGCAAUAUGCGCCUCGACAAAGUCUUCUUCAGUGCAGUGUCGGCGGGGUGUCUGCUUGCCUUCGCCUGUGGAACCGUCCUCAGCACCAACACAACGCCCUGGUUCCAGGAAAACGCCCCGGGGCUCAUCCGCACGAUCAGCGCCUUGGUCUUCCCUUACGGCUUAUGUAUGAUUAUCUUGACGGGGGCCGACCUCUGCACUGGAUCUUUCAUGUUCACCACUGUCGCUGCUCUCCAACGCCGUUUACCGUGGUAUAAGAUGCUGAUCCACUGGGUUGUCACAUUCUUUGGUAACCUGGCUGGGUCACUCUUCGUCGUUGCCAUCAUAUUCGGAUAUGGCAACGUCUUCUCCGCCGAUCCCUUCAAAUCUCAAGUAAUCGCAUUCGCCACGAAAAAGCAAGUCACCCCCGAUUUCCACAUGAUCUUCCUCCGCGGCAUCGGAUGCAACUGGCUCGUCUGCCUCGCCUGCUUUUUCGGCAUCCAAGGCCGUGACCUCACCUCCAAGAUCAUCGGCAUCUGGUGGCCGAUCUUCGCGUUCGUAUCUCUUGGGUUCGAUCACGUCGUCGCCAACAUGACUUUCAUCCCGCUGGCUAUCUGGGUCGGAGCUGAUAAAAUCACGGUUGGUCUGUAUAUCUGGAAAGGAAUCAUUCCGACUUUGAUCGGUAAUAUUCUGGGUGGAGGUUUGUUUUGCGGUGAGUAG
Messenger RNA from Aspergillus oryzae RIB40, 774 nucleotides. Its product is annotated as formate/nitrite transporter family protein. Gene Ontology annotation, cellular component: membrane. Gene Ontology annotation, biological process: nitrite transport; transmembrane transport. The record is from RefSeq and is a predicted model, not a curated record. The transcript has 3 exons. The coding region runs from base 1 to 774 and encodes 257 amino acids. Lineage: Eukaryota; Fungi; Ascomycota; Eurotiomycetes; Eurotiales; Aspergillaceae. Gene Ontology annotation, molecular function: high-affinity secondary active nitrite transmembrane transporter activity.